Messenger RNA from Thalassophryne amazonica, 1757 nucleotides. RefSeq names its product phosphatidylinositol-4-phosphate 5-kinase-like 1 (gene pip5kl1). The transcript has 10 exons. The record is from RefSeq and is a predicted model, not a curated record. Lineage: Eukaryota; Metazoa; Chordata; Actinopteri; Batrachoidiformes; Batrachoididae. Gene Ontology annotation, molecular function: phosphatidylinositol kinase activity. Gene Ontology annotation, biological process: phosphatidylinositol metabolic process. The coding region runs from base 67 to 1395 and encodes 442 amino acids.
UGCAGUUCGGAUCUUUUUACAGGGGUUAAAGAUAACUGGUCUUUUUAUUACGUCACUGCGCUAAAGAUGGAGAUGUCGGCGCCUGCAGGCGGCACGUCUGACCGCGCCCGGCGCUCGGACACGGUGAAGAGGAGGAGGCGUUGGGGGGGUUUGAGGCAGCGGUGGAAGCUCCUGGGUCUGUUUGAGAUCGAUCAGCAGCAUGAGUUCUACAGCCUGACCUGCAUGAUGAAGGAAGGUUUGGGUGCAGCCAUCGAGAGCACCGACAACACUCCCAGAAACGAGCUGUCAGAUGAUGAUUUCAGGUUAGAGGUGACUCAGAUCCACAAGGAUUUUACGAUGGAGACUUUUGCUGGUCCCGUGUUUGCCAGCCUGCGUGGCUCUUUGGGAGUGACCGAGCAGGAGUAUCAACAUUCACUCUGCUCUGAACACUGCUACCUCCAGUUCAUCAGCAACUCCAAAAGCAAAGCAGACUUCUUCCUAACGAAUGAUAAACGCUUCUUUUUGAAGACCCAGAACAAAAGGGAAAUCAGGUUUCUUCUGGCCAAUUUAAAGAUCUACUUGGAGCAUCUGAAGAAUUAUCCUCAUUCUCUGCUGGUCAAGUUUCUCGGUGUUCACAGGAUCAGAAUCCCCCACCGACUGAAGAAAUACUUCAUCAUCAUGCAGAGUGUGUUUUAUCCAGAUGAUCGAAUCAGUGCCCGGUACGACAUUAAGGGCUGUGAGGUGAGUCGAUGGACAGAACCUGCACCAGAGGGAAGCCAGGUUAUUGUAGUUUUCAAAGACUUAAACUUUGAAGGCCAGUUCAUCACUCUGGACCAGCAGCGUUCCUGGCUCCUGCGGCAGGUAGACAUCGACACUCACUUCCUCCAGAGGCUCAACGUAUUGGAUUACAGCCUGCUGCUGGCACACCAGCCCUUACACCAGGAUGAACGACAGCAUUAUCUGUCCUUCGCCGCGCUCAUCUUGAGAACCAAAAUAUCGGUGAAUCCAGGAUCCAGCCCUGUCCACGCGGACACACCUGCUAUUCCCGGGACAGUCCCAGAAGGUGACACUGCGUCAUUUUUGUCAGAAACGGAGGACAGCUGUUUGAAGCAGACAGGAGACGUUAAGACCUACACACAACACACUGAGACAGGCGAGGACUCCGCUGAGAUUCCAGACUUCACCUCUCAGAACCGACGUUUACUACCCAACUUAAGAAAUCCACUGCACGUCAUUGAUGGGCCGGAGCAUCGCUACUUCAUCGGCAUCAUUGAUAUUUUCACAGUGUACAGCCUCAAGAAGAGGCUGGAGUAUCUGUGGAAGAGGCUGAGACAUCCAGGCCGGACCUUUUCCACUGUUAGUCCACAGACGUACUGCCUGAGGCUGUGUCAGUGGGUACAGAACCACAGCAAGUAGAUCAAAAUGCUCAGCAAGCAUGUCUAAACGACCACAUGGUCAACUGAAACCCAUCAACAUACAACACUUUUUCUACAUCGUUUUACUAUGCAAGUACUCAGCGCUUUUUCGCAUUCUAUUGAUUUUAGCAAAGUGUUCGAUUGAGUUGAUGCCCUUGCUUUGGUGCACUUACCUCCCAAACAGAACCUUUAUGGUUCAAGGCCAGCAGACUCCAUUAUCCUUUUACAGCUGGAGUCGAGCUUAAAAAGUCCAAUCAACAUGUGGAUCCCAAACCAAAGCACCUCUGGAGACCUGGAGCAAAAUGGAAGAAGGUUAAUGCCAUCUCAUUGAACAAGGGUAGAAUAGGCGACAACUGCAUUAAA